Messenger RNA from Setaria italica (foxtail millet), 2574 nucleotides. Its product is annotated as protein MALE DISCOVERER 2. Gene Ontology annotation, molecular function: protein binding; ATP binding; protein kinase activity. The coding region runs from base 502 to 2334 and encodes 610 amino acids. Gene Ontology annotation, biological process: protein phosphorylation. NCBI's taxonomy places the organism in Eukaryota, Viridiplantae, Streptophyta, Magnoliopsida, Poales, Poaceae. The record is from RefSeq and is a predicted model, not a curated record. The transcript has 8 exons.
UUCACUUUAGCGUGCGCUUCCACUUCCACGACCACGUGACGUCGGACUCCGCGUCCCGUUCCGCUUUUCCAUUCCACCUGCAUUUCACACUUUCCCCUGUUCUUGCCUCUCCUUUUCCUUGUCUACUGCAAGUACUGGUCGCAAUUUUCCGCUAAAGAAAAGCACCGGCAGCAUUUUUUUUCCCCACCGAUCCAUCAAGAUAGGGUCCUUCUCGGAGGAGCGGAUUGGGCAGCUGCCCGCUUAUUGACUCGUUCCUGGCGGCUAUUGUGAAAUUCUUUAGCCUGUCCUAUUGGCUUUCUUCCCGUAAUCCGCUUCUCCAUUUUCUGGCCACCGACCCAAACCACGCGGCUUGUUCUUGUGGAAUCCAUCUCAAGGGCGGAGGAAAGGUAGGAUCUUCGGCGCCGAUUCUUGGAGGAGCAACUCGUUCUUCGAGGAAAACCAGCGGGUUUUGGUGCUUCUUUAGGGUUGUGUUCUUGCGAAGUUGCUCUUAAGACUUCAGGCAUGGGGACUUGUCGGAGGAGAGUCCCGGCGGUGUGUUUCUUCUUCUGGUUUUUGAUGGGGUUUCAGCUGUGCGCGUCUCUCAAUCAUGAAGGUGCUGCUCUGCUGAAAUUUAAAGAGGUGGUCGAUGCGGACCCGUAUGGCGCUCUCAAGAGUUGGGAUGAAGGGAGUAUGAGCCCUUGUUCUUGGUUCGGUGUGGAGUGCUCUGAUGAUGGACUGGUCAUGACCCUGAACUUAGCAAAUCUUGGUCUAAAGGGUGUUUUACCUCCUGAGAUUGGAAAGCUUGUGCAUAUGAAAUCUCUCAUUCUUCACAACAACUCGUUCUAUGGUAUCAUACCUACAGAAAUAGGACAUCUACAGGAUAUAAAGAUGCUGGAUCUGGGAUAUAAUAAUUUCAGUGGAUCAAUUCCAUCAGAGUUGCAAAACAUUUUAUCCCUAGAAUUUCUAUUUCUUAAAGGCAACAGGCUUUCCGGGGGUUUACCGGUUGGAUUACAUGAGCUAACUAGGAUAUGUGAAUCUGAAAAUCAAGACAUAAAUUGGUUAAACAGGGUACUCACUGCAAGGUUUGCUACGAUCAGAGUCAGAAGACUGUUACUGAGCAAACGAAAAGAUUCCGAAAUGAUUCACAUUCCAGAGCAUCGAGUAAGGAUACCCCCCUUCCAGAGGGGGUUUCCACCGCUGAAUUCUCCACUGGCACCAUCUCCUCCUGAACCCAUUCCAACCCCUCCUGCAUCACCCCCCAUAGAGCAAACUAAAAGCAAAGAGAACAAGAGCAACAGUAGUUCAAAAAUAUAUGCAUCGAUUGGAGCAACUUUUGGGUUUUUGGUGGUAGCCUUGUCAGCUGUAUGCUUCUUUUACUACUGCCACAGGAAGACUAGCACUGUUGUACCCUUGUCUGCAACCACUUCAAGCAAGCAAUUACAAACCACUGCCAUGGAAGGGAUAACUAUAUUCAGACGGUCUGAGCUUGAAACAGCCUGUGAAGGUUUCAGCAACAUAAUUGGCACACUACCUGGAUUUACACUGUAUAAAGGAACUCUCCCCUGCGGAGCGGAAAUAGCUGUGGUGUCUACAAUGGUAGCUUAUGCGGGAGGUUGGUCUGCUAUAGCUGAAGCACAUUUCAUGAACAAGGUGGAAGCAUUAUCAAAGGUAAACCAUAAGAAUCUUAUGAACCUUGUGGGUUACUGUGAAGAUGAAACACCAUUUAUUCGGAUGAUGGUGUUCGAAUAUGUUUCAAAUGGAUCACUAUUCGAGCGCUUGCAUGUUAAAGAAGCCGAGCACUUGGAUUGGCAAUCGCGCCUACGGAUAGCUAUGGGAGUAGUGUACUGUCUGAGCUACAGGCACCAGCAGAACAUUCCUGUAACCCUAAGGAGUCUAAACAGUUCAUGCAUAUACUUGACUGAAGAUGAUGCCACAAAGGUUUCAGACAUCAGCUUUGGCGCUGGCAAGAAAGAAGAUGAAGAUGAAGAUGAAGAUGAUGCUCCUGAUGAGUACAGCACAGUGUAUAAGUUCGCUUUGCUACUACUUGAGACGAUCUCUGGAAGGCGUCCAUAUUCUGACGAUGAUGGCCUCCUUGUUCUAUGGUCACAGAGAUAUCUUAAUGGUGUUAGCCCCGUGAUGGGUAUGGUCGACCCAACGCUAAAUUCAGUCCCUGAGGAGCAUGUCAGGGCAUUCUCAGAGCUGAUUCGUUUAUGCAUAACCGAGGACCGAAGGCGGAGACCGACAAUGGCAGAGCUAACCAAGAGGAUGCAAGAAAUCACUGGGAUCACUCAAGAUCAGGCGAUUCCGAGGAAAAGUGCUCUGUGGUGGGCUGAACUUGAAAUCAUUUCGGCAUAGAGACAGUCAAUUGUGCUAACUUGCAGCAACUCUGCAAUUCUGACCAUUUGCUAGGAGAAAUAUAGAAGAUUGUACAGUUUAGUACUUUUAGGCAGGGCUUACAGUUGUACAGAUAUGCCUGAGUACGCCAUUCUUUCAUUCUUUUUUAUUUACCAAGCAUUCUUUCAUUCUUUGCUCUAUGAGGAGCAGAUAAAUCUUGGAAAACCUGUAAAGUUUAUACCAUUUCUUGUAUCAGUCAAA